AUGUCUCGUCGCAACUCAGACGAGGCUGAGGCUACGCUCCUCAAGCCCGACGACAACCCCGACGACAUCAAGCCUGAGCCCAUGGACAUUGAGUCCGAAGCCGGUCGUCCCGAGAACUCGUCCAGCGGCAAGAACCUCGAUCACGAAUACUCGGUCCCAAGCACCAUCAAGUUUGCCUGGCUCGGCACCUACUUCUUCUUCUCACUCGCCCUGACACUCUACAACAAAGCUGUCCUCGGCAUGUUCCACUUCCCAUGGCUCCUCACCUUCCUCCAUACCUCAUUUGCCAGCAUGGGCACCUUCGCCAUGAUGCAGCUAGGCUACUUCAAGCUCUCCCACCUCGGCCGCCGCGAAAAUAUCGCCCUCGUCGCCUUUAGCGUCCUCUUCACCGCCAACAUUGCCAUCUCCAACAAGUCGCUUGAGAUGGUCUCCGUCCCCUUCUACCAGACCAUGCGCAUGCUCUGCCCUCUCUUCACCAUCUUCAUCUUCCGCUUCUGGUACGACCGUACCUAUAGUACCAUGACCUACAUGUCCCUCGUGCCCCUCGUCAUCGGUGCUGCCAUGACCACCAUUGGCGAUGGCGACCUCAGCUUCACCGACGCUGGCUUCAUCCUCACCAUCCUCGGUGUCAUUCUCGCCGCCCUCAAGACCGUCGUCACUAACCGAUUUAUGACGGGCUCCCUGUCCCUCCCUCCCCUCGAGUUCCUCAUGCGCAUGUCUCCCCUCGCCGCCCUCCAGGCCCUCGCCUGCGGCAUUGCCACUGGGGAGCUCUCCGAUUUCUGGACACUGAUGAAUUCGGGCGAUGUUGCCGUCCUGCCCGCUGUCGGCUCCCUCUUCGGCAAUGGCUUUCUCGCCUUCCUCCUCAACAUCUCGUCCUUCAACACCAACAAGCUGGCCGGUGCCCUCACCAUGACGGUGUGCGGUAACCUGAAGCAGUGUCUCACCGUCGCCCUCGGCAUAUUCCUCUUUGACGUCACUGUCCGCAUGCUCAACGGCGCUGGAAUGGCUGUUACCAUGCUUGGCGCAGCCAUCUACUCCAAAGCUGAGCUCGACAACAAGAAGAAGAAGUCUCAGGUCGCUUACACACCCGUCGACCAAAACGUGCGGUAA
Geosmithia morbida is the source of this 1110-nucleotide messenger RNA. Its product is annotated as UAA transporter family. Bases 1 to 1110 code for a protein of 369 amino acids. The transcript has 3 exons. Gene Ontology annotation, molecular function: antiporter activity. The record is from RefSeq and is a predicted model, not a curated record. Lineage: Eukaryota; Fungi; Ascomycota; Sordariomycetes; Hypocreales; Bionectriaceae. Gene Ontology annotation, cellular component: Golgi apparatus.